Molecule: messenger RNA, 4469 nt
Organism: Rotaria sp. Silwood2
Lineage: Eukaryota; Metazoa; Rotifera; Eurotatoria; Philodinida; Philodinidae
Source: the annotation of a GenBank genome assembly
AUGGUCUCGUUUCUAUCACUCCAAUUCACGUCAACACAACAAUGCAUGGGAUGGAUUAUGAUAAUUUAUAUUUUCUUUGGUAAUAUUGGCAAUUUAUGCAACUGUAUUGUAUUUCUUCGAAAGCAACUUCGAUCGAAUUCUUGUUCAUGUUAUUUAUUAGCAGGUUCUAUUUCAAAUAUUAUCGUAUUAUCAUUUCUCGUAUCAACAAAUAUUUUUGCUAUUGAGAGAUUCGAUCCCACGAAUAAUUCAUUAAUUUAUUGCAAAAUACGUGCGUACUUUGGACAUAUUGUUAUUAAUCUUUCUCGUACUUUGAUUGUACUUGCCUGUUUUGAUCGUGCCUGUAUCUCAUCGAGUCAUGUGUCAAUACGAAAUAUUGGUAAAGUACGAGUAGCUUUAAGAAUUAUUUUCUUCUCGAUUAUAUGCUGGAUAUUGUUUUCUGUUCAUGCACUCAUUUGGAAUACGAUUGCCAAUGUCGCACCACCUUUAUUAAUGAUCGCAUUCAGUUGGACAACACUGCGUAACAUACGUCUCGCUCACCGUCGUGUUCAGCCGACAUUAACAUUUAGUGGCAUGCGUCCACGUGAUUUUCAAUUAACACGAAUGUUGGUAGCAGAAGUAGUCGUAUAUGUUUUAUCUUCAUUACCUUUUACAUUCUAUAGCUUUUAUUCUUCUGUAACAAUGUCGAUAAACAAAAGUUCUGAUCGACAAUCAAUCGAAGCAUUCAUUAAUUUUCUCUCAAGCAUUUUUGUCGUAUAUAUCAAUCCAUCAUCGACAUUCUACGUAUACUAUGCGACAUCUAAAACGUUUCGAUCUGAAUUCAAAGCAGCUGUUAAGAAUAUUUGGCAGCGAAUUUUUCGAAGGGAUCAACAGCGUCAAAAUCCGGAUGAACCAGCAAGAACAUUCAUCCAUCGAUUUUUAUAAAAUAUGAAAAACAAUCAAGAAUAAUAUCAGACGAAAAACAAGCCUCGUUUUGAUUAUAUCAAUGUAUGCAGAGCUCCGUUAGUUAUAGUUAAAACUAUUUCGAUGUCAGAAUGGAUGGUUUUCCAUAGGAUAUAUUUGAAAGCAUAACGCAGGAAGCUCUGCAUGUAAAAUUAUAUGUAAAUUAGUUAGUUUCUUGUUCCAAGUAUUUGUAAGUGUUCGAGUAGUUUUAACAAUAUCCGUGUUUUCAAUUAUUAAAAAAAAACUAUUAUUUUAUCUCACUGUUGUUUUGUUUUUAAAUUCAAGUUGAUGUUGUGCAUAUUAUUAAUAAACGUCAUGUAAAUGUGAUUGAAGAGUCUCAUAUUAACACUAAUUUGAUCAAGAAGAAAGCUGAAUACGUUAUAUUUUUUAUCAGGAAGAUAUAUGAGUUGCUUAUCAAGUCAAUCAGAAAAACCAUUUUGAACGAUAAAACGUUUUUGACGCAGAGAGAGACGAAAAACUGAAACAAGUAUGCUCAAAUGUCUGAAUGUAAAGUCAAUCGGCUGACCAGUGGAUAUUGGUGUGAAAUGAUUGGUAGCUGCGAGUUUUAGUUUUCUCUUUAUUUACACGAACAUUCACAUGUUUCUUUUACAGAUGGAACAUCAUAGGAAACAUCUACUACGUUUAUUGUUCUCUUGAUCAUUUGACGGUUCCUAUCAAAAUUAGCAUUUAACUUGUUUUCCAUUUCAAACGAUUUGAUCGUACUUCAUAUUACAAUUCUGUCGUGAUUAUGGUAGAAGAUCUUUUAAUCAUCAAACUUGCCAAAGAAUGCGUAUGCAUAACACAUCAACGACAGUAACGUAUGAUAGUAGAAUGGAGAUUGACGCAUGGCAAGACGAAUCCAUACUGAUAUUUUUGAGAGAGAUCUUAUUGUAGUAGCUUUUCACAACAAACCAAUGCAGAUGACAAAAUUUUAUAAUCGACCUCAGAACAAAAAUAUUGAGUUGAAUAUUAAGCAAUACAUUUUGGAUGUGGUGUUGGGUGACGACAUGAGUUACACUCAAGCAGAGCGUCAAUUUAAAAGUCUAAACUUAAAUUUCUUCAUCAAUGAAAAUUAUCGAUUAACAUUCAAAUUAAUAUUUGACUACACUUUUAAUAUGCUAAAAUGGACAUAGUAGGAAUGUAUAUGGUUGUACUACGAAGCUUAUUAAGAAUUCAAUGUAAAUUUCUUUGUCGGAAAACACAAUCAAGAAAAUUAUCAAUUUCCUGCUCCAUUCAAAAUCUGAGUUCCUGAUUGAACGAUACUUGGGUGAGUGGGUAUGGAUGCAGAUGCAGGUGCGGGUGCGGGUGUGAGUGUGGAUGUUAUUGUUUUCUUCAUCUGGACCCACGCCCACCCACAUCCUUCUUGCUGUUGAAAUUCAUCUUUCUUUGUGAUGAAUACUUUCCUUUUACCUUAGCUAGGUAUUCACUGAUUUCGAUCUGUGUCUGUAGCAAGACCCAUUCUGGUAAACAAACACUCAUUAAACAACAUGUCUUAUUUUUUAUCAAAGCUGAGUUUCGACAAAAACGAAUCGUGUAUUUCAUUCAUUAUCUGCUAUUAGUCAUCAUAUUGAUUGAUUCUCUUAUAUUUCAUAUUUAUAUAUUUUGGUUACACUUUGACACGAUAUGCGAUAGUUUAAUGAACAAAAUUAGCCUAAUAUUUCAUUAUUAUUGUGAUCUUCAGUUAGUAAAAGUUGCAUAUCACCACUCAGUUCAAUGCAGAGACCAUCACAAAAAAUCCAACUUCAUAAGUUUGGGUGAUUUUUUAGCUUUCUUUUCGUUGUACACUCUAUUGUAUCAUUCAUUAGAUAGUUCUUCUUUCGCUCCUCAACAACUAGCAUAUUUCUAUGCUUAUAGUGCAUCAGAUUAUCAAAAUAAUUCAUUCUAUGUAAGAAAAAGGAGUAGGUACCUAAUUCGAAUUCGAAUAUAAUUGAAAAAAAGCAGCACCCAUGUUAGUUUUAUCAAAGAAAAUAAUUUUAUCUCAGGUAUAAUUAUUAUAAUUGUAAUAAAAUAUAUUUUAUUUAUUUUCAAAGUGACUUUAUGCUUUCGGAGGCUCAUUUAUAUUUGAACUCGAAUUAGGCAUCUCAUAAUAUUACGGUUUUUCUGGCAUAGAAAAUUAAGGUGCAAGCAAUUCAAAUAUAGAGUAAAAUAUUUUCUUUUGAUAUUUUUAAAUGGUUCGAUAGAGCUCGUCGAGCUCUACAAAACUGUCUAUAUUAAAAGUAAUUUAAGCCAUUUUUCUGAGAUAAAAAACUUUAAAACUCGCUUUUUUAUAUGAAAGAGAAACACUCGAUUUUCUCAAUAAAAUUAGCUUUUUUCAUUAUUUUUACUAACAAAGAUGCUUCAAAAUAUACUCAUUCAAUGCAGCGUGAAAAACUGUGUCUAACAAGUGUAUUUUGAAGCGUCUUUGUUAGUAAAAAUAAUGAAAAACGCUAAUUUUAUUGAGAAAAUCGAGUGUUUCUCUUUCAUAUAAAAAAGUGAGUUUGCAAAUUUUUUAUCUCAGAAAAAUAGCUUAAAAUACUUUUAAUAUAGACAGUUUUGUAGAGCUCGACGAGCUCUAUCGAACCAUUUAAAAAUAUCAAAAGACAAUACUUUGCUCUAUACUUGAAUUGCUAGCGCCUUAAUUUUCUCUGUCAAAAGAAUCAUAAUAUUUCUGAAAAUUUCGUAAGUUCGACAUUAAAAGGUUUUGAUAAAUCUUGCUAUUUAGUAUUAAUAAAUCCCGUUUUCGACGCGCUUCAAUUUGGUAUAAAAUUCAUUAGGUAUUCAACUUGAAAUCAUGGCGCUAUCCCUUAGCAAAAGGCUAUGCACAACGCUGUAUAUUCACUAGACGCAUCUUUCUGCAACAAUGUUCAAGUCUUAUUAGAUGGGUUUGCAAUAAUAAGGAUUGUACAAACUGACAUUUUCUGGUUUCAGUCAAGCAUGAAUUAACGUAUAUGAAAAAAAACUUGUUCUCAUUCAUGUAAAAAUUUUCGUCAAAAAAUCCGAUGAAAAUGUCACGAUUUUAAUACGGCUAAACCUGAUCUUUUCCCAUAAAACAUCGGAUUCAUUGGAUUUUUUUUAUAAAAAGGAAGUAAAUUUAAUUAGAGUUUUUGUCCAAAAAUUUCAUAUGAACAAUCAUUGCUUUUUUUCCCUCUUUUUGGGAGAAGCUGGCUUAUGAAUAAUACAGAUAAGACAUUUUUGACAAUGAUUACUCUAACCACAUUUUUGGCUUUUUAGAGCGCUAAAGCUGACACAAAUGGCUGUUUUUUAUCGAUUUCCACGAUUUUAAUGAUCUAGAGAUAGAAGUCUGAAAGUGUCCAACUGACAAAUUUCUAGUUGUCGUCCAAAUCCUAGCUCUAAAUAUUGAGGUAACACUUGUUCAUCGUACGAUGAUAUUGAUAUACAUUCUAUGACGGUGGAUGGGGGAGUAGAUGUUGCUAAGGAGGGUGUGGGUGUGGGUGUGGGUGUGGGUGUGGGUGUGGGUGUGGGUGUGGGUGUGGGCGGGUGCGGGGGGGUGGGGGGCGGCCUGGCGGGGGGGCGAUGGGGGCCCUGGCCGA